This is a messenger RNA of Paramisgurnus dabryanus, 1911 nucleotides long. RefSeq names its product myelin-associated glycoprotein-like. The record is from RefSeq and is a predicted model, not a curated record. Lineage: Eukaryota; Metazoa; Chordata; Actinopteri; Cypriniformes; Cobitidae.
UGCCGACUAUGGUCAUUUAGGUGUGGUUCUGGUGAACUUUACUACCCACCCGGAAGAUUUAUUUUGAAUUUAAUCGUGUAUUUUAUUCAUAGGUCGGAAAUUUCUCUGAUGCUCUUCAGCACAGCAUCCUCGGGGGAGGCAGAAAAUGAGAACUGAAAUUAAAGGGUCUAAAUUCUGAGAAGUGAUAAACUUCCUGGUGAAAUGUUUGCAGAUAAGCAGGUUUAAGAGCAUCGCCGUUAUUCAGAAAACAUACAUCAUCCUCGCUUCUGGAAUAAAUUUUCUUCAGUACAGUAUGGGCGCAAAGACAGCAGUUUUGCUCUUCUGGCUUCAGGUUUUUGGGGUUUUCGUGUUUGCUGAUGUUUGGAAAGUGAAAGUAGAGCAAGAAAUGAAGGCUUUGGUCUCAUCUUGUGUUGUGUUACCCUGUUCAUUCCAAUAUCCCGGAACAAGACAGCCCUCUGCUCGUACGAGAGGUAUUUGGCACAAAAAAGACAAAUGGGAUGACUACGUCUAUUAUGAGGAUAAAACAAGAGUCUUAGACAAUUUCAAGGAUCGCACCAGACUGGUUGGACAACUGGGUCAAUUAAACUGCUCAUUGGAGAUCGAUGAAGUCAAAGACCAUGACAACGGCCCAUUUUGUUUUAGAGUUGAAUUAGAGACAUCAGAAAAAAACAGAUACUCCUUUGUGGACAAUUGUGUACACAUUAGUAUGAUUGAGCAAGCCUCACAACCGGACCUGCAUUCUGAUCAGGCUGUACAGGAGGGUCAUCCUGCGAUCUUCAGAUGCUCUGUCAGGCACACCUGCCCCUCAUACCAGCCCACUCUAACCUGGAACCACAAAGGCCAAAACAUGAUGAGCUAUAAGGACAUGGGUCAUGGAAACUGGGAAGUUGAGUCUAUUCUGACCUUCACACCCACAAAAGACGACGAUCACAGCGAUAUCACGUGUACCGUCAAUUAUCAUGGUGUCAAGGAUAAAUUAGUAGCCAGCCGUGCCAUCUUUGUGAAAGAACAAGCAACUCUCAAUCACAUCCUGAUUCCAGUAAUCUGUGGGCUUGGAGUCGCUCUUCUUGUGGGAGGACUGAGUUUCCUUAUAAUCAAGAAAUACAAGAGGCGCAUUGAAGAUCUCCAGUCCAGAAAUGACAAUGGGGUGUGGAGUCGACUAUCAAGAAUGUCUCGCAGAUUCCGGGCAGGUGGAAACAGCGCUGGACCAGAUCGAAGAGAUCAGAGGAGGUCUAUUUGGAGUAGAUUUUCAAGGAGAGGUCAUGGGGAUCAAACUGACAAGAAUUUCGACAACAGGUUGGACAAAUCAGGAAACAAGAAUUUCUCCAAACCUCGUAUGCCAUCACCAAAGAGUCAGCCCAAAUCCACUUCUGGUUAUGAUUAUGAUGAUGAUUACACCAACACAGCAGAUCUCAACUUAUAUGGAAAUGUCUGAUGUAAAUAUCACAUUAACAAAGUGGGCCGCACUCUCUUAAAUAAAUCAGCAUUUUGUAUAAGAGAAGUACUUAACAAACAAGAUUUUCUAUUAAAAUAGGGUUUUAUUUAGGAUUAAGCAAAAAUACUAUACAUGUUGACAAUAUUUUUUCAGAAUUGCCUAAUAGCCUAUUUGCUUUUGAGUUUGUAUUGACUUGACUGUGUUUAAAAUGUGUGUUUUGUUUUCUUUAUGAUUGUACAUCAUGAUUUUUAUUUUAAAAUAAUUUGUAAAAAACAAUAUUUGGUAGUACAUCUUGAUGUUUAUAUUCUAUUAUGUAGUGUGAAGACAUUUAAAAAAAAAACACAGGCUUUAUAAUUGUAUCAUACUUCAGCUUUUUGAGCAGGCUGUGUCUGAAUAUUAAUGAUACAUAUUCCUAAAUUCUGUGUAAAAAAAUAAUCAUACAGUUAUGCCAUAAAUAAAACGCCUGUCUUUCAGUG